AUGCCUACAAUUGGAAUUAAGCGGGAUUUAUUGUUCCAGGCCCUGGGAAAAACCUACACUGACGAUGAAUUCCAAAAAGUUUGCUUCGAAUUCGGCCUGGAGUUGGACGAAGUCACCACUGAAAAGCAAAUGAUUACAAAAGAACAAGGCGAUGAUUCCCAAUUAUCCCAAGGGGCAUCCGAGGACGUCAUUUACAGAAUCGACAUUCCAGCCAACAGAUACGAUUUACUUUGCCUUGAAGGUUUAGUCUUGGGCUUGAAAAUUUUCCAAGGCAAAAUAAAACCUCCAACAUUCAAAGUAACAAAACCCCCAAAUGGCAACUGUGAACAAAUCCUAGUCCAACGUGACACUAUAAAAAUACGGCAGUUUGUUGUGGGGGCUAUUCUGAGAAACUUAAGCUUCACCAAGGAUUCUUAUGCCAGUUUUAUUGACCUCCAAGACAAACUGCACCAAAAUAUUUGCAGGAAACGUUCCUUGGUUGCAAUAGGCACUCACGAUUAUGAUAAAAUCAAAGGGCCAUUUAUUUAUGAUGCAAAAGCACCUCAGGAUAUUAAAUUUGUACCAUUGAAUCAGGACAAAGAGUACAAUGCUGAAGAGUUGAUGAAUUUAUAUGCAACUCACGCUCAACUCAAACAAUAUUUACCAAUCAUAAAAGAUAGUCCUGUUUAUCCUGUUAUCACUGAUAGUAAUGGGGUUGUGCUUUCUUUGCCUCCUAUUAUCAAUGGAGAUCAUUCGAAAAUUACUUUGAAUACUAAAAAUGUUUUUAUUGAAUGUACUGCAACUGAUUUGACUAAAGCUAAAGUUGUAUUAGAUACAAUUGUUUGUAUGUUUAGUCAAUAUUGUUCAGAACAAUAUUCGUCUGAAUAUGUAGAGGUGAUUUAUCCAAAUGGGAAAAGCCAAUUGACACCUGAAUUGGCUUACAGAGAUGAAGUUGUGCCUGCAGGCAAGGCUAAUAAAUUAAUCGGAAUCAGUGAAUCUGCCAAAAGCAUUGCCGACCUACUAUCAAAAAUGUGUUUAAAAUCAGAAGUUUUACCCAAUGGAAAAGACAUCAAAGUAACUGUCCCACCUACUAGACACGAUGUCAUACACGCCUGCGAUAUUUAUGAAGAUGUCGCCAUUGCAUUUGGUUAUAACAAAAUUAAAAGGACAAUGCCUAAAACAAAUUCCAUAGGCUCUCAACUUCCUAUAAACAAACUAUCAGACUCUUUAAGACACCCAAUAGCAGAGGCAGGAUUCACUGAAGUUUUAACUUUUGUUUUGUGUUCUCGUGAUGACAUUUCAACAAAACUAGGCAUAGAAUCAAUCGAAAAAGUCCCAGCAGUUCACAUUUCAAAUCCAAAAACUCUAGAGUUUCAAGUUUGCAGAACCACUUUGCUGCCUGGCAUUUUAAAAUCGAUUGCCGCCAACAAAAAGAUGCCUUUGCCUUUGAAAAUAUUUGAAAUUUCCGAUGUUGUCCUAAAGGAGGCUGAUACAAAUAAUCGUCCUCGCAUUUACAAAAAGAGAAAACUUAGAAAUCCCUGGUUCACUGAAGAACUGUUUGAUUUAGUGCAAAAGAAAAAUCGUCUGUAUUUUAAGCAUAGAAAGUCGGGAUUAGACUGUGACUUGGAAGCUUAUAAAGAACUGAAACAUGCUGUUAGCAAGGGUGUGAAAGUUGGAAAAAAAGUUUAUUGUCAAGGCAUGACUGAAGAUAAUUAUUCAAUGAUAGGUGCAAUUAACCAAAGAAGAUUAUGUGCAGUAAAUUGCAACAAAAACGCCGGAUUUGAAGUUGUUCACGGCUUAUUGGACAGAAUAAUGUUGCUUUUAGAGGUGCCUUGGUCCAAAAACAAGGACAAGGAGGGCUAUUAUUUAAAGGCAACUUCAGAUCCUGCCUAUUUUCCUGGAAGAUGCGCCGAAAUUAUUUGCAAUGGCGACGCGAUUGGAAAAAUUGGCGUCUUAAGUCCGGAUGUUUUGACUAAGUUCGAACUGACCAAUCCUUGUUCGGCUUUAGAAAUUAACAUUGAACCUUUUAAGGGGGAAAGAACAUUUGAGUUUUUUGUAUGA
This is a messenger RNA of Ceutorhynchus assimilis (cabbage seed weevil), 2040 nucleotides long. Lineage: Eukaryota; Metazoa; Arthropoda; Insecta; Coleoptera; Curculionidae. The record is from the annotation of a GenBank genome assembly.